AUGCUGGCGGGAUUGCCCGACCACGAAAAGGAGGCCUUCUUCCAGCUCCUCGACGGCUACUUCGAGUCGAGGCCGCACCUGCUACCCGGCGGCGGUCAGGCUCAUGUAGCCGGCAGCCCCGGCCUCAGCGCGGCCGCGAACAACGGCAGUGGCGCUGGCAGCAUCACCGUCAACCGAGACGACCUGGACCGCGCCGGCAGGUUCGCGGCCACGCCCGUCGGCCAGAAGGUGGCUGGCUUUGCAGCUGGCCGGAUGAUGGGCAACAAGGCGCUCGGCAAUGCCGCGGCUAGCGCAUGGGCAGGCCACCACCAGUCGACCCAAGGCAGCGUCAGCCCAUCGGGGUCCUCGGCCGCCCUGCCUCUGCCAGCAAGACGGGGUCCGCCGCCCGCAGCGCCCAGCUCUGCGACGAAACCUCAAGGCAUCGCCGGGCUCGUGAGCGGCAAGACCUUUGGCGGCUUGAACAUCGGGCCCAAGACGGCGCCUGGUUCGGCGAUGCCACCACGGAAGUUAAGUUCCCCACGAAUUCCUACAACGACCGCGUCGCCGGCCUCUGGAGCCGGGAGGCUGCCGCCGCCAGCUCGCACUGGACCCGCAGUGAUGCCAAGCGCGUCGACCGGCUCUGCCUCUCCGGCCCCCGCGGCAGCGCCACAAGCCAGCGGAACGCCCGAAGUCGACGGCCUCGGAUAUGCCGAGGCGCUGUACGACUACGGAGAUGCAUCGGAUCCGGACGACCUCGUCGUCGUUGAGGGCGAGCGCAUCGUGCUGCUGGAGAAGAUCUCGGACGACUGGUGGCGAGCGAGAAAGGAGUCUGGCGGUCAGGAGGCCGGCAUCGUACCGACAGCCUACGUCCGACAGCUGUGA
Molecule: messenger RNA, 861 nt
Organism: Pseudozyma flocculosa PF-1
Lineage: Eukaryota; Fungi; Basidiomycota; Ustilaginomycetes; Ustilaginales; Ustilaginaceae
Exons: 3
Coding region: 1-861 (286 amino acids)
Biological process (GO): protein transport to vacuole involved in ubiquitin-dependent protein catabolic process via the multivesicular body sorting pathway
Cellular component (GO): ESCRT-0 complex
Molecular function (GO): protein binding
Source: RefSeq, a predicted model, not a curated record